Molecule: messenger RNA, 2519 nt
Organism: Glossina fuscipes
Lineage: Eukaryota; Metazoa; Arthropoda; Insecta; Diptera; Glossinidae
Product: ATPase family protein 2 homolog
Exons: 3
Coding region: 20-2503 (827 amino acids)
Cellular component (GO): cytoplasm
Molecular function (GO): ATP binding; ATP hydrolysis activity
Source: RefSeq, a predicted model, not a curated record
CACAUAUCGACAUUUAAUAAUGUCACCAAAGUCUUCUAAUAAAAAAAAAAAAGCUGUUAGCUGGUAUCAUUGCGAAUUAUGUGACGUUAAUAUAACGUUCAAAGAAAGAGAAUGUCAUGAGCAGAAAUGCCCCAUAGACGAGGAUGCAUUGAAAACUUCCGCGGGCGAGCCUUUAGAGUACAUACGAAAUGGCGUGUUGUACACAGCGAGUGUGGAGAAAAAGAAAUUCGAAAUACCUGAAUUAAAGGACAUGCCCGAUCGUUAUAUCAAUCAGUUGAUAUUUGUAUCUGAGGGCGCUAUACGUUUAUUGGGUUGGCAUAUAGGGCAAUAUAUUGUUAUUGAAACUAAUGAAAUAAAUGAACCUCCUUUAAUACGUAGCAUAUGGCCAAUACCAGAAAGCUUCUUAAAUACCCUUCUUGUAUGUGAAGAAGACUUCACUUUGUAUUGGACUAAAUUUGCAGGAGAGAUUUUACGUGUUCGCGCUUUGCCGGAGGGACAGCCUAGAAUAGCUAAAUCCGUUUUGUUGCAAUUGCAAACACGGGCGCCUGAAUUGAGGCUUAAUGAUAGUGAUGAGCCUCUAACCUUGGUAGAGUUGAAAGAUUUGAAACGUUUAUUAAAAUUGGAAUUAAAAAAUUUCUGUUUCACGUGCGGCAGUCGUGUUCAUUUUGAUUUCUUCAAUAAAGAUUUAUGGUUUAAAGUUAACCAAUGGAAUGAUGUCGUCGAUGAUGCGACUUUAGAAUCAACUUUUAAUAAACUUUCAUUGGAAAACAAGAGCCGGAAAACGGUCUUUAAAGUCACAAACAUAACCAUUUUGGAAAUAGACGCACAAGAGCAAACAUCAGAAAUAGAAAAUGACGAGAUAGGCAAAAUCCCUACAUAUAUGAUAACGAGAGAAGACAUCGGCGGCUUAACGACAAAGCUAGAAAUAGUAGAGGAAACAAUGGAUUUGGCUUUGGCUCUAUGUAAAAUUCCAAAAGGUGUUAAAAUUCCGCGUGGACUUUUACUUUAUGGUUCUUCCGGAUGUGGCAAAACUAUGAUAUGUGAGGCCAUGUGUUCCCGAUUACGUGAAAGACUAACUGAUACUUCUUCGAAACCUUUAGUACUCAAACUGCGUGGCAGUGAACUUUUCAGCAAAUAUCUCGGAGAAACGGAGAAAAACUUGUAUUCGUAUUUCCAGAAAGUCUAUUCCCAUUACCCCUCGCCCUCCUUAAUGAUUGUAGAAGAUAUUCACAAUCUAUGCCCCAAACACGAAACCACAGAAGUAGUUAAGCGAGUGGCCGUAGCUUUCCUCAAUAUGCUCGAUGCGAUGAAUAGUAAGCGAGAAGCGCAAAAAUGUUUUAUUCUAGCUACAACUUCACACAUAGAAUUAUUGAAUUCCAAUUUAAGACGAUGUGGACGUUUGGAUCGCGAGCUGGAAAUUGCUGCUCCCUCUCCUAGUGGUCGCGCAGAGAUCUUGAAAUGUCUUUUGAGAAAGUUAGAGAAUCACAAAGUGACGUUGGCGGAUAUUGAAGAGAUUGCACAAAUUACUCACGGUUUUGUGGGAGCCGAUCUAAGUAGUUUACUUUAUAAUGCUACAUUACGUGUUCUCAAAAGUGAACACGCAACUGAUCCCAGUUUAACUGCGGAAGAUCUGAAAGCUGCAUUACAUACAGUGAAGCCAUCCGCGAUGCGUGAAGUGCUUAUUGAAUGUCCGAACGUCAGGUGGGCGGACAUUGGAGGACAAGAUGAGUUGAAAAUGAAACUAAAACAAGCCAUAGAAUGGCCAUUGAAAUAUGCUGACCAAUUUAAGAAAAUGAGUAUAAAACCCCCGCGAGGCAUUUUAAUGUACGGUCCACCAGGCUGCUCGAAAACUAUGAUAGCUAAAGCAUUGGCUACAGAAAGUCAAUUAAACUUUCUCUCUAUCAAGGGACCCGAACUUUUCUCCAUGUGGGUAGGAGAAUCCGAACGAGCCGUAAGAGAGGUAUUUCGCAAAGCUCGCCAGGUGGCUCCAGCGAUUGUAUUUUUUGACGAAAUUGAUGCUAUAGGUAGCGAAAGAAAUGAUGGGGCUUCCGGUGGCUCUGGUAGUUCAGUUAAGGAGCGAGUUCUGACUCAGUUAUUAACCGAACUGGAUGGAGUUGAAACUCUAGAGAAUGUAACGAUUGUUGCUGCGACCAAUCGGCCAGAUCUAAUAGAUAAGGCUUUGCUGCGACCCGGUCGUAUAGAUCGCAUCAUUUAUGUGGGUUUGCCAGAUGAGAAAGCACGCAAGGAAAUCUUUCACAUCAAACUUCAAAAAAUGCCCUUAGCCGAUGAUGUUGAAAUCUCGACGCUAAUCAAAAGAACUGAGGGCUAUUCAGGUGCGGAAAUUCAAGCAAUAUGCCAUGAAGCAGCCCUCAAGGCGCUAGAAGAAAACCUUGACGCGCACCAUGUGUGCCGGCCACAAUUCGAAUACGCAUUACAGACAGUGCAGCCGCGUACAAGUCCUGAGCUGUUGCGUUUAUACGAAGAAUACAUGAAGAAGUCUUAAUAAAUGUUGUGAGGCA